Messenger RNA from Symbiodinium necroappetens, 1386 nucleotides. The record is from the annotation of a GenBank genome assembly. NCBI's taxonomy places the organism in Eukaryota, Dinophyceae, Suessiales, Symbiodiniaceae.
AUGUCAGAGAGGCAUGUAGUGUUUGUCAUGAUGCCGUCAACGGGUCACGUAAAUCCUUCCCUGCCAAUCGUGGCGGAGAUGGCAUCGCGUGGAGUGAUAGUGACCUACUACGUCCAUGCGCAGUUCCGCAAGGUGGUGGAAGCCACCGGUGCUAACUGGCGCCAAAUGCAAAGGCCCCAUGACUUGACUGAGGAGCAAGCAACAAAGUAUCUACCUGGCCUGGACAAGACUGCGUGCCUCUUCCCGGCCAGUGCGGUGCCCGUGGCCGCUGCAAUUCUCCCAUUCCUGCUAAGUGACAUGGAAAAUCUGCACCCGAGACCGUCGCUGAUUUUGUACGACCCGUUUUUGCCACAGGGCUUGGUUGUUGCCCGGCAUUUGCACAUCCCGUCAGUUAGCCUGCUGACCUACACUGGCCCUGGUGUGGUGAGCUGUCAGGCAUCUGUAAGCUUGCAGUGGGAGACUAAUCCAGCGGUUCAACGAGCAGCACAAGAGAUCGAGCAGAUGUACGGCGUCGACAUCUUUGAGCAUGGCCUCGUCGGCGAGUUCUAUUCGAUGGAGCGAAACACGGUCGCGACGUUCGAACGCUUAUUUGCACCUCCAUCCUCAAGCUUGCAAAACGACCGCCUGUCGAAUGUGCCUUUUCGAUGUGUUGGGCCCAUGAUCGCCUCUGAGGAAGCAAGGAUUUCGCAUGCCUGGGCUUCUGCAGAACAGCUAGACAAGAAGCUUCCGUGGAAUACCAUCGAUGAGGCCAGGCGACAGUCAAAGCACGUCGUCUAUUUAUCAAUGGGUAGCGUGGCAACCUCAUCAUUCUGGGGACGAAAGUUUGGCCCGACUGCAGAAAGCAACGGCUUGCAAGCUUUCAGUGGCAAGGAGUUUGUCCAAUUCGUCCUAAAUUCGGCAUUCGAGGCAUUCAGGCAUGAGGAGGACAUCUUGGUUGUUGCAGCCAUCGGGCCCCAAAUCGAUGCCCUCGAUGGUCUCCCUCCUGCUCCUGACAACUUCAUUCUCCAGGAAGUUGUACCACAGCUGCAGCUGCUUCAAAAGUGUGACGUGUUCAUUACGCAUGGGGGAGCCAACAGUCUCCACGAGGCGCUGGGUUUUGCCUUGCCUUUGGUAGUGGUGCCCAUGUUCGGAGACCAGCCCUUCAAUGCCGAUGCUUUGGCGGACACCGGUGCCGCGGUAUCGUUCAAAUUUCCUAAUGAAACCUUGUCAGCGCCAGCUCUUCGAUUGGCCAUUCGGCAGAUGCUUGACCCUGGGAACUCUUUCCGGCUUGCAGCACGCGAUCUGAACCACGAAAUGGCUCGGAGUGGUGGGGUCGCAAGAGCAGUUGACUUCAUCUUGUUUGGAGAUGAUGCGACUGAUGCGCAUGCGAAAUUCGCAGGGGCUUGA